This is a messenger RNA of Zingiber officinale, 1873 nucleotides long. Its product is annotated as F-box/LRR-repeat protein At3g26922-like. The record is from RefSeq and is a predicted model, not a curated record. Gene Ontology annotation, molecular function: protein binding. The transcript has 4 exons. The coding region runs from base 41 to 1291 and encodes 416 amino acids. Lineage: Eukaryota; Viridiplantae; Streptophyta; Magnoliopsida; Zingiberales; Zingiberaceae.
CGCUACUCCGCCGGCCCCGAUUCAUCGGUGGGUGCUGAACAUGGACUACCUCAGCAAUCUCCCCGAUCCCCUUCUCCUCCACAUCCUCUCCUUCCUCUCCACCCACAACUCCGUCCGCACCUCCGUCCUCGCCCGCCGAUGGCGCAGCCUGUGGUCCUCCGUCCCCGCCAUCCGCUUUCAUUACGAAGAUUUCCAUCCGGAGGCCGUGUCGAGAGCCGACGCGAUUGUCCAUCGAUUCAUCGCCUCCCGCAGAGACUCUUCCGCUGUUUUUUCUCUUUCUAUCGACUUGGACCAUCUAUCAUGCCCGGAAAACUGGAUCGACUAUGCCAAAUCCCAUGGCGCUCGAGCGGUGACCCUCUACCUCUGCUAUUGUCCUCGGCAAUCUCCUAUAUUCUCCGCUCUGUUCAAUUGGCCAUCGCUCUUGACACUAGAUUUACAAUUCGACGUUGGUUGGCCUCCGGUUGACAUUCCUCCCGAAUGCAUCGCCUUGAGCAAUCUCAAGAAGCUUGUCCUUACAGGUGUGUUCUCGGAGGAGUCCGUGCGAAGGCUGCUCGCUUGCUGUCCUAACCUAGGAGAACUGUCGUUGGAUGUAUCAGAAUGUUAUGGUGCCGCUCUCGAAAUUGCAGUACCGAAUCUUCGCAAAUUGGCCCUUACAGGCACUCUGAGCAAGACGCGUAUCAAUUGUCCGAUUCUUGAAUCUUUAUGCAUUGGAAGCAGUUCUUAUCUUGAAGAGUUCUAUGUCUACGCGCCCUCUCUGGUCUGUGUUCAUCUUGGUUUAUUUCGAUCCUGCCAUCCAUUAUCUUCGAGUCUAUGCAAUGUGGCAGAGCUAGGCAUAUCUCUUCUAAGUCUUCCUGCUGACCUGGUGGAGGCUAAGUCUAUGAUAGAAAGCUUCAAAUUGUUUCAUAAAAUAAAGAGCUUGAGGGUCCAUUUGCAUCUUCUUGAGGAGUUUACCAUGCAAUUGCUCUUUCUUUUUCUUCUAGAGACUCCAAAUCUCCGCUUACUCCAUUUAAUGGACGAAAAAGAUGAAAAGGAGCCAUUUUCGCCAUUCUCGCAUAUGUAUGAUGAUCAGAGUGAGUCCUUGCAAAUUAUGCCCGCCAAGUGUUUCAAUAAUCUCAAAUUAGUUUUGGCCCAAAUCAAAUCUGAAAGCGCUCGAUCAACAUUCUUGGAGAUGCUAUCCGAGAGAGUUCAAGCAUGGGACAAAGUAGUUGUGAGUGCAGGUUUAAACAAUGAAAGAUCUACUUAUUGCAUACUCUCCAAUCAGAAGGGUAAUAAUAUGUGUAUCCAUCUAUGAAAUCCACGAAAGCUUCGUAGUUCUUUGGAACUUCUGAAUGUUGCGAAGAAACCAAUUAGCAGAGAAGAUGAAUAGGAAUUAAUUCAUCCAAUGAUCAUACCUUCAGCAAAUGCUAUUUUUUCCUGUGAAAAAAUACUGGCGAAGGCUCCAACUCCAACUAAAAUCUGCCUUCUCCUUGAAUAACCUGCAGAAUAGAUCGAUUCGAUGUCAGGAAUCAAGUGGAAGCGAUUUGAGAGGAUUUCUCUGGAGGCAUUCGUUCAUUUGAAUCAUCACAAAAGGGUGUAGGAAAACACAGAGAAUAGAGAAUGUUGAGAACACACAACGUUAAAAUGUUAGAUGAUAUGUUCAUAUGCAGACCGCAGGAGCAUUGAAUCAAAAUAUAACUUCGGAGUUCAAUUUGGCGCGCACCGUUCUCAGCCAGUGAAACGCCUUUAGAGCUCGCCUUGAUUGUUAAAACAGGAGAUCGGGAGUUGACGCCGGAGCCGGCGACUGCAAACUGCAUGCAUGAAACAGAAGGCUUUGAAUUAAAACUUCAAGUGGACAUAUUUAGCUGCAGGCAAGACGACAUGGAUUACUUGGUUG